GAACAUCGACGGUGGUUGGUGGUUGGCACUGUUCUCAACAGAGUUCUUAUGCCGUAUCUCAGAAACAAGAUUCAACAGGAAAUGACGCCAUUUUACCAGAAUCUGUUAGCAACUUAUGGAUUAGACAAGCAAACCUAUUCGACUCACGUGAAGACCUUUCCACUGACCACCCUGAAGCUGAACUACGAAAGUAUUAACAAUAACGCAGCCCCGGGUCGAGGCAGACAUCGCUUUGACUAUUGUGUAAAGGAUGAAGUGUCAUUGGCUAAGUUGUUCAUGAAACCUUUCAUGGCACAUUUCAAUGCAUUUGAUUCCUCUUUUGAUGCCUCAGCGGCUUUGGCUGUUCUCUGCUAUGCUCCACCAUUCAGCUCUGCAGCGCCGUCAGCUGAACUUGUGAGAUCUGAAGUACGAAAUGAGUGGGCCCAUUGCGACUAUGCGUCAUGGACGGAAGUGAAAUACGAUACAUGUUUUGAUCGAAUGGAGACCUUGGUUGAAGACAUGGGAUUUGCCCUAGCAGAAAAAACAGAGCUCCUGGCUGAGCUGCAUUUGUGGAGGAAGCAUGGGAUAGAAUUCUGCGUUGGUAGGCCACUUAAUGACACAUUCCUUAGUGUCAUACGCGAUGAAGUUGUAGCGCUCUCUGGAACACUGACCGGUCGGCUGGAAGAAACAAACGACAACAUGAAUCAAAUACGUGAAAUGUUCGAGGCAAUAUUACAUGAAUUAAACAAAUGCAAACACGAACAACAACCAACAAGACAAGACUUGGAAAAAACUUCUAGCAAAACUUUGGAAGUCAAAACGCCGGCAAUGCAGAACAUUUGGGAAACACUGCUUUCUAGGAAAGUCAAUGUUUCCACGGCCCAUUAUAGAUCUGUAGUAUUUGACGCGCCAGAUCAAAUCAAGUGGUUUACAGGAAGACAAAAAGAGUUAGAAUCGCUUGAAAGGUGCCUCCCUUUUGAAAACAGCCAUCACGAAUUUAGAAUGGCGGCUAUUUGUGGUCUUGGUGGAUGUGGAAAAACGACCUUAGCAGCUCAAUUCGCUUGGAAGCAUAAACCACAAUACGAGGGAAGCGUAUUUUGGUUCUCCAUGGAAGAUGAAGAGAAGUUUGAAAGUUGUGUGAAUGACCUCGCGAUACGUUUAGGACUGAUGAAAAACUCAUCAGAUUUAACAUUGAAACACAUUCUAACAUUUAUAUCGCAGCAAGAAAAGCGGUGGCUAAUGGUUCUUGACAACGUCGACCAGCCACUGCUUUCUGUAAAAAUGCGUAUCGUUUUGAAAGGAAAAUGGAAAAGGGAGACAAAUGGUCACAUAUUGAUAACAACAAGGCGUGAAAAGAAAGAAAUUUGUCAGUGUGUGGAUCUUGAGCCAAAUUGUUGUGUAGAAAUCACCCCUUUCUCUAUCGAAGAAGCAAAAGAGUUUCUUUUGAGUCGUUGCAGCGGUGAAAAUGCUUCAGACCAGGAGGAUACGCUAAAUGAGCUGGUUGAUCUGCUUGGUUGUCUUCCUCUUGCCUUGGAGCAGGCUGGUGCACAUAUUAGAUCUCUUGAGUGCCCUGUAAAAAAAUAUCUGGAGCAAUUCAGACUCGAAAGGUUAAAGCUGGUACGCGAGCAUGAGGCAAAUUCCUCGAGCGAGUAUGACUCAACGAAUCGUCUUUCAGUCCACACUACAUGGUUACUGAACUUUGACCACGUGAGGAGCUCAAGAUAUGGAGAAAUUGCAACCAGAUUCGUACAGGCGGCAGCUUUCCUUGAUCCAGAUGAAAUACAGGAACGACUUAUUAAUACAGAGAUUCUUUUCUCUGACAUUGUUGCUGAAAACAAAACAGAACUCCCCCUCACGAAUAACCAUAUAGUAGAAGUCUUAACCAAGUUUUCACUUUUUCAGAGGAAGUCUGUUGGAUGCAUGAGAGUGCAUCGCCUAGUGCAGUAUGUUAUUCGUGGUACAAUGACACCACAAGAAGUUGAAAAAGCAAUGUACAGAACAUUUCAGUUGCUAAAGAAGGCCGCUCAAUCAGCUGGUGAAUCAGCAACAAAUAACUCUCUCUUCUCCAUUAUUCGUAACUGGUUGGCAUUGAAGCGACAUAUUGAGGAACAAGUCAGAGCUACACCGGAUGACUUAUCGGCUAAGAAAUUAGCGACAUUGAUGAACAGCGGUAAUACAGAAAUUGUGUUGGAAGUUGCUCGUACUCUAGAGGGGUUAACGCAAACUUUAGAAAACCGUCGUGGACUGUCAGCGUUGCUAGAUACCGACUACGACAGGUGUCUCGGUAAACUAGAGCCAAAGCAUAAUAUACCAAAGAUGCACUCACUCAAUUGCAGAGUUCCCUCAGGAUCGCCCUCAGGAUCGCCCUCAGGAUCGCCCUCAGGAUCGCCCUCAGGAUCGCCCUCAGGAUCGCUCUCAGGAUCGCCCUCAGGAUCGCCCUCAGGAUCGCCAUCAGGAUCGCCCUCAGGAUCGCCCUCAGGAUCGCCCUCAGGAUCGCCCUCAGGAUCGCCCUCAGGAUCGCCCAUAGGAUCACUCUCAGGAUCACUCUCAGGAUCGCUCUCAGGAACGCCCUUUGGAUGGCCCCAAGAAUGGUCCUUAGAGAGGGCCCUUAGACCCCCCACCAGGAUCACCAGAAUUGCCCGUAGUAUCGCCAUGAUAUUCCUCUGUGGCAAUCCACGUUCUCGUCGUGAUGGUAACCAAUGA
This is a messenger RNA of Pocillopora verrucosa, 2682 nucleotides long. The record is from RefSeq and is a predicted model, not a curated record. NCBI's taxonomy places the organism in Eukaryota, Metazoa, Cnidaria, Anthozoa, Scleractinia, Pocilloporidae.